AUGUCUUCCUCUGAGGCCGAAGUAGACAUCAGUGUGGUGUCCAGUCCGGAGCCAAGUCCAGUGGGCAUCGCGUCUCAUGGCCGCGACAGUCCAAUGCGUUCCCCGGCUCGCUCUGCCGACGGCAGUACACCGCCCACGCCAACACGCUCGACACCUACUACAGCGGCUGGCACGCCCACCUCCUCAAGUGCCGCUCAACACUAUCACAGUCCCAAUGGUGCAGUGCCACCAACGGUGUUGCAUCAUCACCUCCAGCAUCAUCUAAGCACUCUGAGCGGUCACCCGGUGGCGCUACAUCAUGCCCUGCACAGCUUCGGACACCUGCAUCCGGCACAUGCCGCACAUCCUGCGCUCCUGCAGCACGCGGUGGCGCCAGCAGCAGCUGCAGUGCAGCAUGCGGAACGCCUAAGUCCACCGGCCAUGGCUGCCAUGGCGCCCAAGUCGCCAGAACGCAAUGGUGGCAGUAUGGAGGACCUCAGUCAUGGCAUCAACAUCAAUAACAACAAUAGCAAGGCAUUGAAUCACAACAAUGCUGCGACGACGUGCUCGGCGGCAGCUGCAGCUGCCAGUGCGAACAGCAACGACAGUAAUGCCAGCAGCAAUGGCAACAAGGCCACAACGGGCUCCAAUGGUUUCACCAGCUUCUCCAUCUCCAGCAUCCUGAGUCGCAGCGAGCCAGCAAAAAAGAACGGCGCCACACUGAUUACGCCCAUUCCACAGCUGCCGCAACCCGGCACAGGUGGACCCCAGGAUGCGGCCAUGCUCUCAAGAUUGGGUUUCAUUUCGCAAUGGGGUGCUCUAGCCGGCCGCUAUGCCGCGCUAUGUCCGCCCGGAUGGCCGUGGGCGCCACAACGUAUGCCAUUCCAUAGCCCCACACAUGACAGUUCCUCCACAAACACCACGGAAAAUCCACCAUCGCCCACAUCGCUCAGUCCGAAUCACUCGAGCAACCAUAACAACAACAACAACAGCAGCAGCACUGCCAGUGCCAACAACAGUAACGCCAACAACAAUGGCCAGUGCGGCGGCAAAUCACCUCCACCUGGUUCUGCGCUCCACAGCCACCAUGCCCAGCUGUACCAGCAGCAGCAGCAGCAACAGCAUCCACACGCCACCCAACAGCAUCCACAUCAGGCUAGUACGCCCACUAGCAGCGCUGGCCAUCUCUCUCACCACUUGCAGUCCUCGCAUGGGUCGCUUUCUAGCGGUAACUACAUGCUGCCCACCAGCUCGAAUGAGUCGGACGACGAGGGCGAAGAAAUAAUUGAGGAGGAUGACGGCACUGACGGGCCCUCAGACAGCUCAUCGCCGCAUGGCGAUGGCAACCAGUCGAAGCGGAAGAAGAAGACCCGCACUGUCUUCUCGCGCGCACAGGUCUUCCAGCUGGAGUCGACCUUCGAUCUCAAGCGUUACCUCAGCUCCUCGGAGCGUGCCGGUCUGGCGGCUUCACUGCGUCUAACCGAGACACAGGUGAAGAUUUGGUUUCAGAAUCGACGCAACAAAUGGAAGCGGCAACUGGCCGCCGAGCUGGAGGCUGCCAACAUGGCGAAUAUGGCGCAUGCGGCCCAACGGCUGGUGCGAGUACCAGUGCUCUAUCAUGAUGGCACCACGGCGGGCUUUGUGCCUCCUCCACCCCCUCACCAUCAUCCUAUGCAGUACUAUGCUGCGGCUGCGGCACGCAACACCAGCCCACCGCGGCCGCCACUUUCUUCGCUGGUAUAG
Molecule: messenger RNA, 1722 nt
Organism: Scaptodrosophila lebanonensis
Lineage: Eukaryota; Metazoa; Arthropoda; Insecta; Diptera; Drosophilidae
Gene: Hmx
Product: homeobox protein Hmx
Exons: 3
Coding region: 1-1722 (573 amino acids)
Biological process (GO): regulation of transcription by RNA polymerase II
Cellular component (GO): nucleus
Molecular function (GO): DNA-binding transcription factor activity, RNA polymerase II-specific; RNA polymerase II transcription regulatory region sequence-specific DNA binding
Source: RefSeq, a predicted model, not a curated record